Messenger RNA from Lagenorhynchus albirostris (white-beaked dolphin), 2878 nucleotides. RefSeq names its product inosine monophosphate dehydrogenase 1 (gene IMPDH1). Gene Ontology annotation, cellular component: cytoplasm. Bases 142 to 1995 code for a protein of 617 amino acids. The record is from RefSeq and is a predicted model, not a curated record. Gene Ontology annotation, molecular function: IMP dehydrogenase activity. Gene Ontology annotation, biological process: GTP biosynthetic process. The transcript is spliced from 16 exons. NCBI's taxonomy places the organism in Eukaryota, Metazoa, Chordata, Mammalia, Artiodactyla, Delphinidae.
UCGGGGCCGCUCCCACCGCCGCUGCAGGGAGGCGGAGCCGCCGAUGUUCCGGAGCCCGGAGCCCGGCAGCACCCGGGACACGAGACGGCGGCGCAGCGGUACAGCGCCCGCCUGCUGCAGGCCGGCUACGAGCCUGAGAGCAUGGCGGACUACCUGAUCAGCGGCGGCACCGGUUACGUGCCCGAGGAUGGGCUCACUGCGCAGCAGCUGUUCGCCAACGCCGACGGCCUCACCUACAACGAUUUCCUGAUUCUCCCAGGAUUCAUAGACUUCACAGCUGAUGAGGUGGACCUGACUUCAGCCCUGACUCGGAAGAUCACGCUGAAGACGCCACUCAUCUCCUCCCCCAUGGACACUGUGACAGAGGCUGACAUGGCCAUCGCCAUGGCUCUGAUGGGCGGUAUCGGUUUCAUUCACCACAACUGCACUCCAGAGUUCCAGGCCAACGAGGUGCGAAAGGUCAAGAAGUUUGAACAGGGCUUCAUCACGGACCCUGUGGUGCUGAGCCCCUCGCACACCGUGGGUGACGUGCUAGAGGCCAAGAUCCGGCAUGGCUUCUCUGGCAUCCCCAUCACUGAGACGGGCACCAUGGGCAGCAAGCUGGUGGGCAUCGUCACCUCCCGAGACAUCGACUUCCUCGCCGAGAAGGACCACACCACCCUCCUCAGUGAGGUGAUGACACCGCGGAAUGAGCUGGUGGUGGCUCCAGCGGGUGUGACAUUGAAAGAGGCAAACGAGAUCCUGCAGCGCAGCAAGAAAGGGAAGCUGCCCAUUGUCAAUGAUCGAGAUGAGUUAGUGGCCAUCAUUGCCCGCACUGACCUGAAGAAGAACCGGGACUACCCUCUGGCCUCCAAGGAUUCCCACAAGCAGCUGCUGUGCGGGGCGGCCGUGGGCACCCGUGAGGAUGACAAAUACCGCCUGGACCUGCUCACCCAGGCAGGCGCCGACGUCAUAGUGCUGGACUCAUCCCAAGGGAACUCUGUGUAUCAGAUCGCCAUGGUGCACUACAUCAAGCAGAAGUACCCCCGCCUCCAGGUGAUUGGGGGGAAUGUGGUGACAGCAGCUCAGGCCAAGAACCUGAUUGAUGCUGGUGUGGACGGGCUACGUGUGGGCAUGGGCUGCGGCUCCAUCUGCAUCACCCAGGAAGGUGGGUGCAGGGCACAAGGAGAAAGGGGCCUGUACUGCACCUGGCUCCCCUUGCUCUUGACGCCUUCAUCUUGUGUACUGUCCCCAGUGAUGGCCUGUGGUCGGCCCCAGGGCACUGCCGUGUACAAGGUGGCUGAGUACGCCCGGCGCUUCGGGGUGCCAGUCAUAGCCGAUGGUGGCAUCCAGACCGUGGGGCACGUGGUCAAGGCCCUGGCCCUUGGUGCCUCCACAGUGAUGAUGGGCUCCCUGCUCGCUGCCACCACGGAGGCCCCCGGCGAGUACUUCUUCUCGGAUGGCGUGAGGCUCAAGAAGUACCGGGGCAUGGGCUCGCUGGACGCCAUGGAGAAGUGCAGCGGCAGCCAGAAGCGCUACUUCAGCGAGGGAGAUAAGGUGAAGAUCGCGCAGGGUGUCUCGGGCUCCAUCCAGGACAAAGGCUCCAUUCAGAAGUUCGUGCCCUACCUCAUAGCGGGCAUCCAGCAUGGCUGCCAGGAUAUCGGUGCCCGUAGCCUGUCUGUCCUGCGGUCCAUGAUGUACUCAGGAGAGCUCAAGUUUGAGAAGCGGACCAUGUCAGCUCAGAUCGAGGGUGGUGUCCACGGCCUGCACUCCUAUACCUUUCUGCCGUUCCACCAGCUGCGGCUGUGGCCAGAAGGAGCAUGGCUGUCCCUGGGCCUGGCAUGGUUCUUCCGGGAGCCUUGGCCUGAGGCGGACAGAGGCACGUGGCCUGCUUCUCAUUCCCUCCCGCCCCCUGUGGCUGACAGGCAGAGGCUUCUGCAGCUCACUGCCUCUCCUGAGUCUGGGGGCCACCCGGCGGCCCAGGGCUGGCCUGGGCAAGGGGGUCUGGGGUGGUGAGGCCACCUUCCCGCAUACCCACUCUCAGUUUCCCUCUUGCCUUGUGCCCACAGUUAUGAGAAGCGGCUGUACUGAGGAUGGUGGUGGAGGUCCAGGCGGCGGAGGGGUCAUGCCCCAGGGUCCCCCUUUGGGUACAGCCUCCCUCCAUAACUGAGUGGUCCACAGAUUUGCACUACUGGUUCCCCAGCUCCUUUCCAGGGAGAGAGGAGGGGAGGCCCUGAGGGUCUGCGGCCCCUCCCUGGGCUUCCCCCGCAGAGUCAGGACUGCUCCCAGGCCGGGCUGCCCUGGGAGCCCCCCGGGUUCCCCCUUCUUCAGUCCCCCUGAGCCCAGCCAGCCUGGGCUCUCAGGCCCUGCGCCUGCCUCAGGUCUUUCUUGCUGCAGCCUGCUCCGGCCCGGCUCCCACCCCUGGGACACGUGGCCCCUCCUGGCUUCUCCUGUAGGGCACCUCCCUCCCUAACCCCCACCCCAGAAUCGGUGCUCUCCUGGCCCUGCCUCUGGCCCCUUACUGGGCUGCUGCCCCCUCAGCCAUGUGGCACUUCUGGGCUCCUGACCUAGGCCAGAGGGAGGUCUCUGCCCCCUACCCCUGGCCCUGGCCCUGGGGAGGAGGCGGCCCGUCGUUCUUGGCCCGCCCCCACCCCCAGGUGGACCGUCCCUGCCCUCUCCUCUCAGCUGUGGACUAUCCGGGCCCUGCUCCUCAGGCCGCCCCGUCCCUGGCCCUGGGGAGGAGGCGGCCCGUCGUUCCUGGCUCGCCCCCACCCCCAGGUGGACCGUCCCUGCCCUCUCCUCUCAGCUGCAGUUGAAGGCUUUAAGUUUGCACACUUUGGGGUCACAGUUGCGUCAUUGUAUGUUAAAUACUCUGAAUAAAUCAAGAGGUUUCAACGCC